Molecule: messenger RNA, 3160 nt
Organism: Acaromyces ingoldii
Lineage: Eukaryota; Fungi; Basidiomycota; Exobasidiomycetes; Exobasidiales; Cryptobasidiaceae
Exons: 3
Coding region: 133-2952 (939 amino acids)
Source: RefSeq, a predicted model, not a curated record
GGGAGGCCCGACGUCGGGGGCGGCGACGACGACGACGGACCCCGAGUCAGAGCUGGCACCUGCAAAGUCAAGCGAAGAAAAGAGUGGGACAGUCGACGAUGGGGCCGAGCGGCAGUCGCAAGAUGCAGACGAAUGGGAGGCGGGGGACCACCCAUGUUUGGUGCGCCAGCUCCGGUGCCUGCGCCCAAGCCCAAGCCAAAGGAGAAAGAGGAGGAGCCAGCAGCAGCGGCAGCAGAAGAGACUAAGAUUGAAGGGGUACAGCAAGAGCCGGUGCAGGAAAAGGAACCUGCAACAAAGGACGAGGCCGUUCAGCGAGCAGGCACAGAAGAGGAAGGCGCAUCUGCGCCAAAGACACUCGCUGUCCCUCGCCGCGCAGCCCCACCGCGACGCAAGCGAAGCGCACAGCCCGUGGAGGAAGACAAGGAGAAGCAGACGUCGGUCGACUCUGGCUCGACGGGCGAUGUGACCGUCUCGCCAGUUGCAGCGACCUCUGCUCCCCCUCAGAAAGACACCGAAGCCGUAAGCGAUGCACCCAUGACCGAAGAACCGGUUUCCGAGACGGUCCAAGAGGAAGAUCACAUCGGAGCGGCGCCUGCUGCCAUUUCAGCAGACGAAGGCGAAAGAACAGAGGCUCGCACCGCCUCGCUUCUCAUUCCUGGCGACAGGAACGGAGCCAGUGGGGAGCCCAGUCCAACGACACCAGCGUCCGAGAUUGAAAUGCGUGAGCAGGCGCGCCGCCUCGAUGAGUUCGUGCAGAGCCAGCAAGACGAUACCGACACGGAGCUGCCGACGCAGCUGCAGGAGAAUCUCAAGCUUGCCGAUGAAGAUGAAGACGAAGACGAAGACGAAAACCGCGAUGAAGUUACAACGGGUGCGGUGACUCAUGGUGAUACUGCCACUGCUGCUGCUGCUGCUGCUGCUGCUGCUGCGCGCGAGCCUGGGCAUGGUGAGCCGACCAACGCGCGAAUGCCACCGGUGCCUGUCGCCUCGCCGCCUCCUCCGAGCAGCGCGCCGCCGCGCCCGCCAAGCGCACGUCCUCCCGUCCCAAAGACGCCCUUGUCGCCUCCUCCCCUGGUCGCAGACGAAGAGGGAGCUCGGCAGUCGCCCGCCCCCACUAGGGCCCCACCUGUGCCGAGGGCGGCAAGCAGGCAAGGCUCGACGAUCAUGGAGCCUGUCGCUGCUCCCCCGGCAGUGCCCGCGGCUGCCACUCACGCAGCAGAAGACGAGGACAGCCGAGCGCUGCCUCCACAGCUCACCGCACCCAAGCCGCGCAUGGCGGUGCCCGUAGACACCUCGGACGAUGAGGCAGAGGACGACGAUGAGGCCGCACCUGCUCCUGCCGAGGAGGGGCAGGCAGAGGAGGAAUCAGAGGAGCAACAGGAGGCGCAGAGACGAGCGAGUCUCGCUCAGCGCAUGGCCCGCAUGGGCGGACAGCCCAUCAUGGGUGCGCCUAUGCCGAUUCGCAGGAAGCCAACCGUCGAGGAGUCCCGCUCAGUCGACGAGCGUGGGCCUGAAGCAAACGAAGACAUUGCACUAGCAGCCGGCGGUGCAGCCAGAGUUGACGAGGAAGAGGCGCAGGGCGAUGAGGAUGAGGAGCCUGUGAGGGAGACAGCCCCACGGCUGGCGAGCCCUCCUCCAGUGCCCAAGAGUCCGCCCCCGGUGCCAUCGGUCAGCCCGCCGCCUAGAGGAACGACGCCAGCAUCACGCCACAGCAUGCAAGCUGCCGACUCGAUUGAGCGGCGCAUGUCUUACCAGGCCGGCAGUGAUGGGCCCGAUGCCAGCCUCGGCCGUCGAGCGUCUCAGAUUCGACCUCCGGUGCCCAGCGUGACUCACUCGCGAGACACCUCGGCUCAGCAUGCAGCACCUGCUGAGGAGGAGACGGAAGAGGACGAGGAGCAGCCCGCGAUCGUCCCUGACCGACGAGCAAGUAUGAGCCCACCCCAGCUGCCCAGCAGCCCGCCACCUCGUGCGCCACCCUCGCGGCCACCGCCUCAGCGUGAGGCCGAAGCAGCACCUCCUGCUGAAGCAGUCGAGGAAGACGUGCGUGCGGUUCCUCCCAAGGCUACUAGCAUCUCCCCAUCAGCUUCCUCCACCAUCCCACCUCCUCGAUCGGCGGCAGCACCACCGUCAAGAUCCUCUCGCGAUCUCGACCUGAUGCCCUCGACCAAGUGGUGGCGGCACGGUCUCCAUCCCGUGCGUCUGCCUCCCACGCUUCAGCGCCCCGACGCUCUCGUCUCUGUUGACAUCCGCGGUCUGCCUAGUCAAAACAACGUGGCGCGCCAUCUCAUUACUGUCCAGCUCGUAUUUGAGGAUUACAGCUCGACGCUCGUGUACGUCGAGUUCCAGGACGACGACGGUGAAGAAGCGGCCACGAACGUGACCCAGCGCCAUGCACCUCCCCCCGCACGGCCCUCGGCCGCCCAGCUGACGUCGUGGUCGACGCAGAUUGGGGCUGGCCUCGCCUUGCAAGCCUCAGCAGCCGUCUCGGCCAAGUCGGCUGCGGCAGGCUCGUCCAAGGACUUUGUCGCCAAUCUCGUCAAGGCCAAUCCCCAGACGCUCGGUCCCGUUGGCUCGUCGUUUGGCGCCAUCAUCCUGGCCCAGGCCGGCAGCACGACGGUCGACCGCGGUGCCGAUGAAGAGGUCCGGCCGGGCGAUGUCGUUGCGCUUCACGGUGCCGAUCUCAAGGGCAAAAGGGGCAUCACAAACUACCACGCCACCUUUGGCACACCCCAGGAGCCCACCUUUGCCAUCGUGGUCGAGUCCGAGAGCAAGAAGAGAAAGCUUCGCUGUGUCCUUCAGGGACCGGCCGGCAGUGCCGGCGGCUCCACGGGCUCGAGGCUGGCCUCAGCGGCAAAGGGACCCGAAGAGGUCAGCCUGCGCCUUGACGACGUCAAGGGUGGCCUCGUUCGAGUCUUUAGGGUUGCUCCCAGAGUCGGCUGGCUCGAAGAUUGACUUGUUUAGGUCUUGUUAGCAUUGUCUUCUUUUUUUUAACACUUCACUUCGCAAAUGCCAAUCUCAGGAAAAAAAAAUUUCAGAGAUUCAGUUUCUCUAGGAGCCGGCGUAUAUUUGUGGCAGGGCAGGAGGCGAUGCAGAGGCGGCUGUGAGCGCACCACGGCAAAGUGGUAGUGUGGUGUUGGAAAUUCGUACCGUACGAAAAUAA